CACACUCUCCCUAUUAUAAGACCCUCUCAAACCCUAAAUCUUCAUCCUCUUCAUCUUUUCCGCCCCCUUUCAGAAAACCCUAACCCCAGAAAAAAAACCCAGAAUCCGAAGAUGAAGCACAACCCCAGAGUCUCCAGCUCUCGCCGGAAAUGCCGCAAGGCCCAUUUCACGGCCCCUUCAAGCGUUCGCCGCGUCAUCAUGAGCGCACCUCUCUCCGGCGACCUCCGCAGCAAGUACAACGUCCGAUCAAUGCCGGUUCGCAAAGACGACGAGGUCCAGGUUGUUCGUGGUACCUUCAAGGGUCGUGAGGGUAAAGUUGUCCAAGUUUACAGGAAGAAAUGGGUGAUUCACAUUGAGAGGAUUACUCGUGAGAAGGUUAAUGGAUCGACUGUUAAUGUCGGAAUCCACCCUUCAAAGGUUGUGAUUACGAAGCUGAGGUUGGACAAAGACAGGAAGUCUCUGUUGGAUCGCAAGGCUAAGGGUAGGGCUGCUGCUGAUAAGGAUAAGGGUACCAAGUUCAGUGCUGAGGAUAUUAUGCAGAGUGUUGAUUAAACUUCAUUUUGAGAGGAGAGAGAAUUUGAGAGAGGUAAUGGAAAUCAAAGGGUGUUUUUGCUCUUUUGGUUUUUGUUUUUGUUAAUUUCUGUUGUUUUUUUUUUUUUGGAACUUUUAUCAAGUUAGUAUUAUUAUGUUAUAAGAAGAUUUUGGAUCUAAAUUUAUGGCUGCUUAGUUUAUUAAUUAGGGUUUUUGUUGAACCUCUCGAUUUUCUCUGAUUUAUGCGAUAUAUUUCUACGUUCUAAUUACUGUUA
Chenopodium quinoa (quinoa) is the source of this 806-nucleotide messenger RNA. RefSeq names its product 60S ribosomal protein L26-1. Gene Ontology annotation, molecular function: RNA binding; structural constituent of ribosome. The coding region runs from base 112 to 552 and encodes 146 amino acids. Gene Ontology annotation, biological process: ribosomal large subunit biogenesis; cytoplasmic translation. Gene Ontology annotation, cellular component: cytosolic large ribosomal subunit; ribosome. The transcript has a single exon. The record is from RefSeq and is a predicted model, not a curated record. Lineage: Eukaryota; Viridiplantae; Streptophyta; Magnoliopsida; Caryophyllales; Amaranthaceae.